AUGGCGAGGGCCGCUGGCCUGUUGGCCUCGCUUUUCGCCGGCUCAUCUCCCAGCUCCGACUCGGAUUCGUCUUCAUCCGCAUCCAAGGCGAAUGUGAGCAAUCAGCCACCGCAGCUGCAACAGGAUGGCGAUGAGCAUCAAGCUGCCAAGCACAGCCGUACUCCCAGCGACGAGACAGAGCAGCACAGCGGAUCGUCGUCGGAUCAGGACGUAGUCAUGCUCCAAGUCACUCCUGCUGCUUCAGCGCCCAUCGCAUUGGGUCAGAUGAGCUCAAAGGAUGCUCAAGAGGUUGCAGACGUCGAUAUGGAGCUCUCAUCGCCUCCCAGCUCUCCUCCGCCUUCCGCACCUCCUACACCUCAGUCCACUACGAGACAACUACCUGGUCCGCAGUCAGCAGAGUUGGAGCCAUCCUCUUCGGGUCCUGGAAGAGCCUUGUCCUCCCAUUCUCCACUCUCGACACCCACAUUCCAGGCUGGACCAUCGGCCGGCCGCGCAGCCCCGACAUCGACACCGACUGUCCAACGCACCUCUCGUCGACGAAUGAUGCCCGCGCGUCUGUCACAGGUCUCUUCUCUUCUUGCUGGCUCGAUGCUUGAAGAGGAGCUACUCUUGAUCGAUCAAGCUUCAUCACCCUCUUCUUCCUCCUUUCCACAAGCCGUGACAGCCGAAAGCAGCAACUCCAAUGGGGCAAGCUCAUCGCUCGCAGUAGCGAGACGUGCCUCAGAUACAUCUCAAGUCAGAUCCACAUCCAACCGCAUCUUCACCACCUCUUCCAUCAUCCUCCUCACUUCCGAUAACAAACUUCUCUCCCGUGCUAUCUUUCCGCAUGCCUCGGCCUCAGCCGACAACAUUCCUGCCACCCAUGUUCACAUCAAGGCUGAAAAAGAGGACAGCCAGCUAUCAAUCCCCACGACAGCAGCGACGCCAUCGUUAAAGGCAGUCGAGACAACCGGCUUUAUCAGACCGUCAGCUCCCUCGAGCUCAUCAGUCAUCUCGACACUUGCUAUCAAACGGCAACAGCUCAUCGAAACUCCAGACUUCAAGCCACGCGACGAUACCCUCUACAUGCCCAAAACGCGUGGUCUUCGAUCCGAAGCUGCUGAGGAUACUUCCGAUGCUGCUUACCAGCGCAGACAUCGCAAGCCAGAGUCUGCCGAAAAGCGUCAGAGAAAGGCCGAGGUCGACCGCCUUUCUCGCGACCGACAAAAGCUGCUUUCACGCAUCGAGCAACUCAAGAUCGCCGAGGCACGCAUGCUCCAGCCCAUCGUAGUGGCUCGCGAUCAGGUCAGAGCAGAAGCAGCAGCAAGCAACGCUGACAAAGAUCACCAACCAGAAGCGCCACUCAAGCCUCUGCAUGAACGCAUCGAAGAUGUCCGAAAGGAGUUGUUGGCUGAUGCCUACGAGACUUUGAAGCGGUACGAUCUUCUGCUGUCCACUUCAAACGAUGCCAAGCCUGCAUCACCUGGGCCGUCCGCACCGCCCAACAAGGCCGACGCAACAGCGGACAAAGUUAGCACUGCUGCUGCUGAUGACAUGAGCACACGUAGUCAGUCGCCUAGACUCAAGAUUCGUAUCAAAGGUGGUCGCGCUACUUGGGAGACGGCAGAGAGCGCAAGCCCGACAGCCCCCAAGCAAUCUCCAACCUCUGUCGAUAGAAGCGAUACAACGCCGAGGCAUAGCUCACGUCAGCCAAAGCACAGAGUUGAGACCCUUCCUACUCCUCUCACUGCUGCUGCAGUCGAGGCCGUCGAAGAAGGUCGUCGCAAGCGGCGCAUAUCGUCAGGUGCUCAAGCUCAAGAGACAAGUCCGAGUCAGAAGAGGGACGUCAUCGCGACAACAACAAAAGCUAGGGCAGCAAUGGAUGCCGUCUCGCCAGAAAGGCGAGCGCGCAGGCGUGGCAGUCCAGAGGUCGGUGGUAUCUACAAGGGCAAAUCCACAUCCAAGGAGGACGCCGAAGCAUCAGCUGAGAGAUCCAACGGGCGACCAAAACGUGCUGCUGCAGCCGCAGCUGCUGUUGCAUCCGCUCGUCAGCGCCAGUACGCUGACCGUUCCUUCUCCGAUUUUGACGAUGAAGAUGACGAUGAGGAAGUCGUGUCUGCACUAGACGAUGCCAGUGCGCCGUCGUCUCCCCCGAAGCAACGCUCGCCACGUCACAGCCUUCGCCAGUCUCCUGUCAAGACUCGUGACCACCGAUCUCCCUCUGCAGUAUCGACGUCUUCGGCUGUGUCUUCCAUGGUCUCUUCGAUCGGUUACAUGUAUCCUACGGUCGCAGAUACGGGCUCGCUCAAAGUAUCGCAAUCCUUGGCCGAGAUCCAAGCCACCGAUGCAGAGGCGACUUGUUCCAGUCCUCUUCCUGAAACAGACGGACGUGAUGGAGCGAGGAAGAAGCUCAAAGUCGUCCUGUCCAGGUCACCCUCCGAGACUGGACUGGAUGGCGAGACGCAAAGGGCUCUGACGGAAGCAUUGGACUCGGACGCGGAAGAGCGAGACUCGAAGCGUGAAAAAGGACGAGGGUUUGGCGGAGCGCUCACUGAGAGCGAAGCUGAAAGUAUUUUAGCAGCUUUUCUUGGUACAACGCCACUCGGGAAGAGCACAAAGCUAGCAGCGGCUGCAAAGCCGAAAGAGGAUAGGAAAGUUUCCGCUGGAGCGACAGCUGCAAGUACGUCUCCAGCCGCGACAGCGUCUGCUUCCACUGCAGCACCGAUGACAACGGCAACACCUUCAAAAACAUCAGCCUCUCUGGCAUCCGCGUCAGCAUCGCAACAAACAUCAACACUUAACAAGCGCCGUUCUUCUCGACGUGACACAACACAGUCAUUUGGCGAAAAGUUGCCUGAUCUUCUCACUAGGACAGCACCCUUCGAUUUCACCGUCAUGGGCUACCUUCGUUCCAUUGAUCGGCCUGGGAGAUCCGGCCAGCCCGAAAGGAAGCAUGACGCCGAAGAAGAUGAAGCAUGA
This is a messenger RNA of Ustilago hordei, 2958 nucleotides long. RefSeq lists its product as uncharacterized. NCBI's taxonomy places the organism in Eukaryota, Fungi, Basidiomycota, Ustilaginomycetes, Ustilaginales, Ustilaginaceae. The record is from RefSeq and is a predicted model, not a curated record. Bases 1 to 2958 code for a protein of 985 amino acids. The transcript has a single exon.